This is a messenger RNA of Dictyostelium purpureum, 612 nucleotides long. RefSeq lists its product as uncharacterized. Bases 1 to 612 code for a protein of 203 amino acids. The transcript has a single exon. NCBI's taxonomy places the organism in Eukaryota, Evosea, Eumycetozoa, Dictyosteliales, Dictyosteliaceae. The record is from RefSeq and is a predicted model, not a curated record.
AUGUAUCAUCAAUCAUUAGAAUUACUAUUAAAAUAUCGAGUAAAUAUCAUAGAACCUUAUAGUAUCAAUAUCAAUAAUAAUAACAAUAAUAACACAACACCAGCUUCAGCUUCAUCAUCAUCAUCAUUCAGUUUAAACAAUAGUAAUAAUAAUAAUUAUACAACAACAGUAUCAUUAGCAUUCAGUUUAAAAAAUAGUUAUAGUAAUAGUAAUAGUAAUAACAAUAUAACAACAGUAGCACCAGAACCUACAACAUUCAUUUUAAAAAAUAGUAAUAGUAACUAUAAUUUAAAUAGUAUUGGUGAAUAUAACAAUCUAAAUCAUAAUAGUACCAGUUUAGCCCGAAGCGCAAGUUGUAGUAGUAUAAGCAGUUGUAAUAGUAAUGAUAUCAAUGGGAGUAGCAGUAGUAGCGGUUGCAACAAUAAAAACAAUAAUAGCUUUUUAAUUAAUAAUGGUAAUAUAACACUUCCACCACCACCAUCAUAUAGAAAUUUAAAUAAAGAGGAAUUAAAAUCAUCACCAAUUUAUAUACUACUUUUAAAAACAUUAAAUAUUGGUAAUAUUCAAGAGGAAUAUUAUUUACUAUAUAAAAAUAAAACUAAAGAAUUUUAA